This is a messenger RNA of Amborella trichopoda, 2742 nucleotides long. The record is from RefSeq and is a predicted model, not a curated record. NCBI's taxonomy places the organism in Eukaryota, Viridiplantae, Streptophyta, Magnoliopsida, Amborellales, Amborellaceae.
CUUCUUGGAGUCAUUCUUUUCUUUUAGUCUUUUUGUUGUAAUCUUAGCUUCCAAAAUAAUUGAGAGUUUGAGACCUUUGUUUAAGUGACACAGUUUUCUAUUAUUUCAAGAUAGUUUCUAUUGCCUUUUCAGAAUUCAUGGUUCUGUACACCAUUUCUUAUGUGAUAUUUGUGGAUUUUCUGUUUUCUACACUUUGAUCUCAUUCCACCGUAUAAAAGAAUAGAAUAUGUUUUCCAAUUUCUUUUGUUGUAAACCCAACUUUUGUUAAUGGAAAUUUGGGCUUUAAAUCCCGAGUUUUGUACUGGUUUCAGCUUUAUUAUGGUGUUUCCUUAGUGGAUUUUUAGUCACUGCUUGAGUUCUCUUGCCUGAAUCUGUUUAUUUUUUUAUUUCUUUGGAAGUGGAUCAGCUGUUGAGAUUUGAGAAUUUGUUGUGUAGAGUGACUUUGGCGUGUUGAAUUUGGGCUUGUAAUGAGAUGGAGAUGGCAGCUGAUGGCGAGUUGCAGAUUGGGUCCGUCGGAGCUGCUGUUAACAUGUUUGGAGAAAGGAUUGUUGGGAGAGUGACUGAGAGAAAGAACGCCGAAAUGCUUGUUUCAGAGAUGACAGCACUUAAAGAGAGAGAACUUCACCUGGCCAAGAACGAUAUCAGCCGAUAUAAGGAUGCCAAGAAUGCUUCAGAAACCAUGAGAAUACAAGCACGGUCUGAACUCCUUCGUGCUAAGAUGGCCACCAAAGAUCUCGCCCUUCAGAUUAAAAAAUCGAGGGACAAUGCCAAGAGCCAAAAGCUGAGAAUCCAUGGCCUGAGUACUCAUGAGAAUAGCAGUACACUUUGGCAAACAGGUGCUUCUAACGCGAAGAAUCAGUACAUGGAAGUCUCUAGGGAGCUUGAAGGAAUCAAAGAAGAAGUAAGGAAAAUUAAGAGCGAUAUGGCUUCGGCAUUGGAAACAAAAAGAAUUGCAGAAAAGCAAGCCCAAGAGUCCACUGAAAAGGCUAGAGCCUAUUCAAGCUCUUUACACACUUUAAGAAAAGAGAUCGACAAUGCUAAUGAAGAGCACGUGCUUGUCAAGUUGGCAAGUAUUGAAGCUUUAAAAGAAUUUCAUUCCAUUGAAGCUCAAAGAGAGGCCAACGCUUCCCAAUAUUCUUCAGCCAUGGAGAAAACCCAGAAAAAGAUCAAGGAUCUGGCGCAACAAAUAAACUCCUCAAAGGAGCUCCAAAUGACUCUAGCUGUUACAUUAGCUGAUUCUUAUGUUCUAGAGCAGGAACUUCAAUUGGUAAAAGCAAUGGAUCUGAAUUCAGAUGCCAAGAAGAGGAGCUCUGAUUCCUCUACAGGUAAAGAGAAGAAAGAUGAAGUUGCAGCUCCUUCUACCCAGUUACAGGCAAUCAUGUCUGAACUCGAAGCAGCAAAGAAGGACUUAGAGAGCAUUCGUCAAGAGGGGUUUCAGUUUAUGACUUCCAUGGAUACCAUAAGGGAUGAGCUGAGACGAGUCUCGAAAGAGCUCGCAGAAUUGAAGAGCGAAGAAGAGAGAGAAGAUGCUAAUGUGCAGUUUCUCAACUCUGAGCUUCUCAAAGCCAAGGCUAUGUUAGAAAGUGCAGAGGCAGCAGAGAAGAAGGUGAAUACUAUCCUCUCUGAUUUAUCAACCAGCUUACGGCAACUGCGUUCAGAAGCUGACGCUGCAAAGAAGAGGAGGGAGAAAAUCUGUAAAGAAAUACAGAGUCUAAGGUUAGAGAUAGAAAAUACUGAGGCUGACAUAAGCAUCACCGAACAGAAUUUGGAAUCUGCCAUGCAAGAGCUCGAGGCAGUGAAGGCAGCAGAGGCUAUAGCUCUCGACAACUUAAGGACUCUUUCUGAGAAGACGCGAAAGGAUAGAGCGUCUUCAUCUCAACAGGCUUCCUCUAUAACAAUAUCUAACUUUGAAUUUCAGUAUCUUAACAAGAAGGCUGAUGGGGCGGAUGAAAUUGCUGAUAAGAAAAUAGCAGCAGCACAAGCUUGGGUCAAUGCCAUUAAAGCUGGAGAGAAGGAGAUACUAUUGAAAAUAGAGAUGGCACAAAGAGAGAUAAGGGAGCUAAGUCUAUCUGAAGAGAGAGAGAGACAUGAAACCGAGAAGUCAUUGACAGCAAAGAAACAGGUCGAAGGCGAGCUUAACAAGUUCAGGAAGAAAGAGAAACAAACUGAGCUCAUAAGCUUGCAACCUGAGCCCAAAUUUCUGAGCAAACCAGUUGGGGAUUACUGUGUUUAUAGCCCAUCUAGAACGACUAAACUAAGAACAGCUCGGUCACCUGGAAAACCUCACUUCAACCACACCUCCUUUACUAUGAAGAAAAAAAAGAGGGCAAUUCCCAAUUUACCCAGGCUUUUUAGCAACAAGAAGAGUGCAAAAACAUUUUAGCUUAUUAAGGAUUCAAACUUAAGGGGAACAUAUAUGUACUUCAGUGCAGUGGGUCAUUUCUUUACAACGGAUGUAGCAUAUUGAGGAUUCAUAACUAGGGCGAAUAUAAAUCAUGCCGUUGCGAAAACCAUUUCUUUAAGAGCAAAUUGGAGCAUAUUGAGGAUUCAAAACUUAAGGGAAUAUAACCACAUUAGUGGAGCAAAGAUAUUGCUUCCCAUAAUCCAUGUACUUGGAAGGGAUUCUUUACUUUUCUGAUGUGUUAGACCUGCUUGGGGAGCAAAUGUAUAUUAUAUAAAAUAAGUUUUACUCAGUAUUUCUUCUUUAUUAAUAUAUGUUUCCUUCAAUGGUAUCCUACCUUA